Messenger RNA from Glossina fuscipes, 3567 nucleotides. It is a transcript of the gene Calx, whose product is annotated as sodium/calcium exchanger 1. Gene Ontology annotation, cellular component: sarcolemma; axon; postsynapse. The coding region runs from base 629 to 3445 and encodes 938 amino acids. NCBI's taxonomy places the organism in Eukaryota, Metazoa, Arthropoda, Insecta, Diptera, Glossinidae. Gene Ontology annotation, biological process: cell communication; calcium ion import across plasma membrane; sodium ion transmembrane transport. The record is from RefSeq and is a predicted model, not a curated record. The transcript has 9 exons. Gene Ontology annotation, molecular function: calcium:sodium antiporter activity.
UCACUCACAUAUAAUUUAAGCAAUAAAAAUAAAAAAGUAACAAAAAAUUAAAAGUUAGAAAAACGUUGGUAAAAAGUCACAUACCCAGUAGUUGCUGUAAGAAAAAGAGAAGCUUCCCUUACUUCCCCAGGAUAAAAUUUAAUUCGCAUUUGAAAGCACUUCGCACGCAGAACAAAGAAGCAAAGAUUCCCUCACAGCACUCACAAAUAUACAUUCACAACACGUUCAAUCACGCAACGCCACCACUCGCUAUUGUAAAAGAUCUUAAACCGUCCAAAGUCAAAGUCAAAACCAAAGCCAUACGCUUAAGAAUAAACGCUUGAAAGUGUUGUCCUAUAUCUAUAAAACGCUAUAAGGCGAUCGAGUGCCCAUCACUGUAUCACUUGUCAAGAAAGGAAUUCCAAUGCAAUUUUUUUUUAUAAAUAUCCGAUAAGACUCUUCGAAUAAUUGACUGAUCCCGUCUUCUAUUUGAUAACGAACAACAACAAAUUUACACGUAAUAUAUACCAAAGCCAGCAUUUAAAAACGAGGUGGCUUUCUGCUGUUUUACAACCGCUUGGACACAUCCUAACAAAUUUUCGUGUACAUAUCCUUUACAUUACGUAAGCACUAUAAUCAAAGAAAUUCAAUGGGAUCAACUUGUGAUCGGUCAUUUACACAAUUUAUGUGGAAGCUGUGCUUGCUCUUGGCGUGUUGUACAAUAACGCUCACACUGGCCGCCGAUGAUGAAAGUUUUAGUAAUUCAACAAUGUUAAAGCGUCUUCAUGAGGACGACUAUGACGACGGUAUGCUGAUGGUUGCAUCACGUGGAAUUGAAAACAAUGACGUUGAUGAGGAGGGCGUCUGUCCGGACGGUCUAAUGGUGGCUGCAUGGAAACCGCAAAAAAAUUUAUCAACUGGCGAUCGAGUUGCACGGGGCCUUGUUUACUUUUUCGUUAUGAUCUACUUGUUCAUAGGCGUUUCAAUUGUGUCCGAUCGCUUUAUGGCGGCAAUUGAAGUGAUCACGUCCAAGGAGAAAGAAGUUAUUAUUAAGAAGAAGAAUGGUGAAAAACAAAUUGUGGUGGUGCGAGUGUGGAAUGAGACCGUUGCCAAUCUCACCCUUAUGGCUUUGGGCAGCAGUGCGCCUGAGAUAUUGCUUUCGAUAAUUGAAAUGUUUGCAAAGAAAUUCCAAGCUGGCGAUCUGGGCCCAGGUACAAUAGUAGGUUCUGCAGCAUAUAAUUUAUUUGUCAUCAUUGCAUUGUGCAUUGUGGUGAUUCCGAAUGGCGAGGUCCGCAAGAUCAAGCAUUUGCGUGUGUUUUUUGUAACUGCAACGUGGUCGGUGUUCGCAUAUAUAUGGCUGUAUUUGAUUUUGGCUCAGAUAUCUCCAGGUCGUGUCGAGGUAUGGGAAGGCCUACUAACAUUCAUGUUUUUUCCUGCCACCGUACUGACAGCAUAUAUAGCCGAUCGUCGUCUAUUGAUAUUUAAGUAUUUAGAUAAAAAUUAUCGGAUGAACAAGCGUGGCGUUAUUGUGAGUGCCGAGGGCGACGCAGCUCUCGAAAUGGAUCAGCAGCAGCAAACCGAUAAAUUAGCUGCAGACAGUGAUGAAAUGAGAGAAUUCGAUGAGGCGCGACGUGAAUACAUUUCUUUGCUAAAGGAGUUACGCGCCAAAUAUCCACAAAGUGAUCUGGAGCAAUUAGAAAUGAUUGCACAAGAACAAAUGAUUAAUCGAGGCCCCAAAUCCAGGGCUUUUUAUCGUAUACAAGCAACAAGAAGAAUGGUCGGCAGCGGUAAUAUUAUGCGUAAAAUACAAGAGCGGGCUCAAAGCGAUCUAAAUGAGAUAAAAGCUCAAUUGCAGCGAGUCGAUGUUAAUGUUGAAGAAGAUGAAGCCAUAUUGCGCGUGUUCUUCGACCCCGGCCAUUACACGGUAAUGGAAAGUUGCGGUGAAUUCGAAGUACGCGUAGUGAGACGGGGUGAUUUAUCUGGUUAUACGACGGUUGAAUACGAAACGGAAGACGGUAGUGCUGAGGCUGGUAGUGAUUAUGUGGGUAAAAAAGGUGUACUCAAUUUUCCACCCGGUGUGGAUGAGCAACGAUUCAAAAUUGAAAUUAUUGAUGACGACGUUUUUGAACAAGACGAACAUUUCUAUAUACGGUUAAGUAAUGCCUCAGAUCCGGCUGUGUUAGCGGUACCCAAAGUUGCUACAGUGAUGAUUCUUGAUGAUGAUCACGCUGGCAUUUUUGCAAUUACACAAUCUUCACAUGAACUCACUGAAUCGGUUGGUGUCUACGAGGUUAAAGUGCAACGUUAUUCGGGUGCGCGCGGUAAAGUCCUCCUUCCUUACUGGACGGAAGAUGGGACUGCCAAAGCAGGCAAAGAUUAUGAGCCGCAAGAAGGUCAACUUGUUUUUGAAAAUAACGAAACUGAAAAGAAUAUUGCUGUUGGCAUUAUUGAAGAAGGCAGUUAUGAAAAAGAUGUCGUUUUUUAUGUUAACAUUGGCGAACCAACCUUGGCUCCAGAUAAUACAUCUAAUAAAAGGGAUGCAUUUAAAUUUUUUAACAAAUUCUUUGACGAUGAAUUGGCAGGACUUAUACAAGCGGCUGAGCAAAAAUCACCCGAAGAUCUAACUGAAGAAGACAAAAUGGCUUUAUUGGGCCGUCCUAAAGCUGGUGAAACAACACGUGCGUUACUGCGCAUCAUUGAAAGUAAGGAGUUUAAGAAUACUAUAGACAAAUUAGUGCAGCGAGCAAAUGCAUCCAUGGUACUUGGUACGUCUUCGUGGAAAGAACAGUUCGUAGAGGCACUUACAGUGACAUCAGCAGAAGAUGGGGGAGAAGAAGAAGGGGAAGAGCCCACACCAACGUGUGCGAAUUACGUAAUGCAUUUUAUUACUUUAUUCUGGAAAAUAUUAUUUGCAUUCGUCCCACCAACAGAAAUUGCCGGUGGUUAUUUGUGUUUUUUUGUCUCAAUAUGUGCCAUUGGCGUUGUUACAGCCAUUAUCGGGGACGUAGCAGGACAUUUUGGAUGUACGUUGGGCAUUAAAGAUGCUGUCACUGCCAUUUGUUUCGUUGCUCUUGGCACCAGUAUACCAGAUACUUUUGCCAGCAAAGUAGCUGCCAUACAGGACAAAUACGCUGAUGCGAGCGUUGGCAAUGUAACCGGCAGUAAUGCCGUAAAUGUCUUCCUAGGUAUUGGAGUAGCGUGGACUGUGGCUGCUAUUUACCAUGAAGCGCAAGGUCAAGUAUUUGCCGUGCAACCCGGAACUUUGGCAUUUUCCGUGACGUUGUUCUGUUCGGAAGCCUUUAUAGCGAUUUUAAUAUUAAUGCUAAGACGAAGUAAAUCAGUUGGUGCUGAAUUGGGCGGCCCGGUAACGAUUAAGUACAUUAGCGGUUUCUUUUUGUUUAGUCUAUGGCUUAUCUACAUAAUUGUGAGCAGUUUGGAAGCUUAUGGAAUCAUUAAAGGAUUUUAAAUAAUAAAAAACACAAAAAAAAAGAAAAAAACUCAACGAAACAGUUAAGCAACUAAUUAAAACGGCACUGUAUGAAAACUACCACAAACAUAAGUUAAAUGAAAAUUUAGUAAAUUAAUUAA